Messenger RNA from Pseudovirgaria hyperparasitica, 1533 nucleotides. RefSeq names its product alpha/beta-hydrolase. The coding region runs from base 414 to 1331 and encodes 305 amino acids. Gene Ontology annotation, cellular component: extracellular region. Lineage: Eukaryota; Fungi; Ascomycota; Dothideomycetes; Acrospermales; Acrospermaceae. The transcript has 3 exons. The record is from RefSeq and is a predicted model, not a curated record. Gene Ontology annotation, molecular function: hydrolase activity.
GAGCAAGCGACUAUUACCCAGCAGCAGAAGUCGAAAUUACUUACGAUCAGGCCACAGUCUCGCAUGCGCUGAUUUUUAGAGUAAAAAUGACUGGAGGGGGCGCUGAUUGAAAAGCGAAAGCGAUGUUUUCCAAUUGGAAUUAUGGACUGACGACACACUUCUACUGGAUCCGCAAUCCGGAACUCUUCUGUGAGAAGAAUCUUUCGAGGGGUCGCUUAGACUGGCUAAUAUGCAUAUCUCCCCUUGAAGAUGCACUAUAAGGGUGGAUAAUUACUUUCCCACCUGCAUGUCCAUAGUGCUGAGUCGAGGGGUGCCUGUCCUUGUGGAAUCAGCAUAAAUGCGACCUAACCUCGCAGAACCUAAUAUGUACAGUCAUCAGACAUUCUUCUACUGACAACAUCAUUUACAGCCAUAUGAUGUUCAUAAAUUUGUUUCUUCUUCUUUGGACGGCGUUUGUGAGUGCCAGCUCUUUGGCAUACCAACAAACGCCAGGCGCUCUACAACAGGUGACCGACUUUGGCUACAAUCCCACAAACAUCGGAUUCUACAUAUAUGUGCCGAAUGCCUUAGUGAGCAAUCCCGCUAUCGUGGUUGCUGUACACUACUGCACUGGAUCAGCCCAAGCAUACUAUGAUAACUCCCCUUAUAAGACUCUCGCAGAGCAGUAUGGAUUCAUCGUCAUCUACCCAGAAUCACCCUGGAGUGGCGCAUGCUGGGAUGUGAGCAGCAAAGCAACUCUGACACACAACGGCGGCGGCGAUUCAAAUGCCAUCGUCAAUAUGGUCUCGUGGACAGUGAGCAAGUACAGAGCCGACACUUCCAGAGUCUUUGUGACUGGCCUUAGCUCUGGUGCGAUGAUGACAAACGUCCUAUCAGCCACAUACCCAGACGUCUUCAAAGCCGCCACUCUCUACGCCGGCGUCCCUGCUGGCUGCUUCGUCUCAGACACAAACCAGCAAGCAGCCUGGAAUACGUCCUGUGCAGAGGGUCAAGUCGUCCACACACCCGCCGUCUGGGCCGACAUCGUAAGGGAUAUGUAUCCCGGCUACAGUGGGCCCUACCCUCGGAUCCAGAUCUACCAUGGCGGCGCAGACACGGGUCUGUAUCCGCAAAACUACUACGAGACGUGCAAGCAAUGGUCAGGGGUGUGGGGAUACGACUACUCGAAGCCGCAGAGUACGCAGGUGGAUAGCCCUGCGAGUGGCUGGACGAGGACUGUGUUUGGACCAGGCGUGCAAGGGAUAUUCAAUCCGGAGGUGAAUCACAGUAUCAGUAUCUUUGGGGAUGAGGAUAUGAAGUGGUUUGGGUUUACCGGGGUGAGUCUGUGGUGAGAGUAGUCUUUUCGCACACGAAAGCUGAGGCGAUGAUAGUCUAUGCCAUAUCCCCCUCCGAGCACAGGUGCCCCAAUUGCGAUAUGGGGGCAGUGUGGGGGCAUCAUGUGGACUGGGUCGACGAAGUGUGCUGAUGGGCUUGGGUGUGUCAAGCUGAAUGACUAUUACUCACAGUGCCAGCGAGAGCGCUUGGGCAACAACG